GAGUAGCAAUUAGCUGGGGUAUGUACCUAUCGCAUUCGUUUAUCAGGUCGAGGUUCGAACAAGACAUUAUGGUUAGAGAGUCGAGAGAUUGUGGGAGUUAGCUGGGUAAGAUUUCGGUGAGAGGUUGUCAUGGCCGACUUAUCGAUAAAGACUAAGCGGGGAAUAGCGGGGUAGGGGGGGGAACAUCCCUCUGGCUUGACCUCGCAUUUACUGAUUUAUCCCACGUGUAUAGCAAUGGCAGAUAUGCGAGUUGCCUUACUAGUGCCUCCACUUUAUGUUAAGAGGGUGAAAUCGGCUCUAGAGGAGCGCAAAUAUUUUGAUCGAAAAGCAGGUAUCACAAGCUACAAGGAUGUAGCAACGGCUAAGGAAGCACAAAGGACAGCAGAAAGAGCUCGAAUGAUAAUUUCUACAAACAUCCUGCAGUCACAACUGGGUCCUAGGGAUAUAGACCAAGAACCAAAUACAGAGCAGGAGGUGCCUGACCUUCUCAUGGAACUUGGGCUUCAGGAACUGCUAGGCGAGAUUCACGGCUUGUCGCUUCCUUCUCUCAAUACGAAUACGUCCACCUAUGUCCCGCCUAGCCCCUUCCUCAAAGCUCUAAGGGAAGGCCUAAAAUAUCUGCCCAAGUCACUGCUCGAUUCUCUAGAACUUACAACGCCAAUGCUUCUUUCAUCAUUUCCAGGGGCAUACUCAGUCUACAACCCCAUGCUUCUUCUUCCUUCGCAUGCUUUGAGCUCUCCGCCAUGGACCAAGCUUCUCUCUUCCAUUGGGUGGGAUUCACCAUCCCUCAGCUCCAUUUGGAAAGCCAUCGCUGGAGCAGUCGGGGCAACUCAUGUUGCCUUAAAUGCAGGAAUUCCUCCUCGGUCCAAAACCACUGAAGGAACAACAUCGGAUGGCGACACAAAGGAAAACAUUCUCCGCAGUCCUAUCAAUCUCACUCCAUUAUAUGGUUAUUUUGGCCCUCAACCAUCACCAACUCGUCUCAGCCACCCUACCCAGGCGGACUUCGACGCAGCAUUAUGGGUAUCUACAUGCCAAAACGGCAUCCAUCAAGUCUGGGCGCCAUUGUAUACAAUGUUCUCACGCGGAAAUAUCCGCGAGAAGACUCGACUCCUUAACCUGCCUUCCGUCCGCACAUCUGUAUCCGAUGGAAGAGGAAAGGGGAAAUGGACACCCCCUAUCGGCUGCCGUGACCACGAAUUUAUACAAGGCUGUACGGCAGUGGACUUGUAUGCUGGUAUCGGUUACUUUUCCUUUUCCUACAAGAAAGCCGGAUGCACCAAAGUGCUCUGCUGGGAGCUAAAUCCCUGGAGUGUUGAGGGUCUACGCCGAGGCGCAGAGCUCAACGGUUGGUCUACCCAGGUCUUCACGAAGGUUCCAAAAGAUUGGAGCGAGUGGCAUAGCUCAGUCCAAGAUGUCGACUUUCUGGUCUUUCAACAGUCAAAUGAAUCUGCAAUUUGCCCAAUUUCCUGCCUUGGGGGGAGCUUCAAUACUGAACCCUUGAUCCCUCGCAUUCGACAUGUGAACUGCGGGCUUCUUCCAUCAUCGAAUAAGAGCUGGUGGGCUGCCAUUCGCGCCGUGGAUUCGACGGCCGGGGGCUGGAUACAUGUGCAUGAGAACGUUGCAGCCAAGGACGUCGACACUAGGAAAGACGAGGUUGUGAGUGAGCUGCAGGAUUUGCUGAAUGUAUGGGAACAAGAAAAGGGUUCUUGUGGCUCACUUCUGAAGCGAGUGAGUUGUGACCAUGUUGAGAGAGUGAAGACAUUUGCACCUGGUGUGUUGCACAUUGUUUUUGAUAUCUGGGUUAACGGGACUGCAACUGCAGAAUGUGCUUUAUGAGGUGCUAAGCCGUAGAAAACGGACAUGGAUCAAAACAAUAAUACAUACUGUACAAACUCUGACCUUGGCGCAUCAAAUGUAAAACAAACAUCAUAUACCCCGUUCUGGCGGACGGCUCACCUUUGGUAU
Molecule: messenger RNA, 1968 nt
Organism: Lindgomyces ingoldianus
Lineage: Eukaryota; Fungi; Ascomycota; Dothideomycetes; Pleosporales; Lindgomycetaceae
Exons: 1
Coding region: 235-1839 (534 amino acids)
Biological process (GO): wybutosine biosynthetic process; tRNA methylation
Cellular component (GO): cytoplasm
Molecular function (GO): tRNA methyltransferase activity; S-adenosylmethionine-dependent methyltransferase activity
Source: RefSeq, a predicted model, not a curated record